GAUAAUCGAAAUAGCCGGAGGUAGGGAAAUAUAUUCCCAGAGUAGAAGCAAAGCCUUGAGGAAAUCUCGUAGCUCUUUGGUGGCCGAGGAUGGCGAGAAAAAGAGUCAGAAAUCGCCUAUGAGGCAAGGCGUAUGGGAAUUGCGUAGCAGAAACGAGGCGAAAAAGUUACGGAAUUCCCGAGACUAUACCGAGACAGUAUUUUCAUCCGAAGUAUGUUCGGUGGCUCAUGAGAAAGACGAAGAAGCCGCGGUAGAACCGACGAGUCCGGUAAGCCCGAUGACGUUUCCCGGAGAAGUAGUCGUUUUCGAUGACAUCGGCGAGAACUGGCAAGCCGAAGAAAACAACCGUAGUGUCCAAAAAGAGCAUUCCAAUCACACUGCCUCAAAAAUGUUCAAUACCAGCGAUACCGAUAGCGAUAAAGUUACCAAAGUUAUAGGGAGUUUGCCUAUUGCCGUUUAUGAAGGUUCGCCUAGAAGAUACGGACAAAGACAUACCGAAACAAAUUGUCACCCGCAGCUUCCUAGUGCACAAAGUUUAUUAGCUUCUCCUAGCGUUUAUCCACCUCGACCUGGUUUUCCUCAGCGAAUUGUCAACACACCUAGUCCCGUAGAAAACGAAGCAAGCAUAAAUGUCGAAAACAACACCUACAAUAAGAAGACUUCAUCUCCCAACACCACGACUUCAACGUUUGAUUAUCUAUACGAAUUUUCGGAAACUAGAAAAGUAUUGGAGGAAUUCUUCAAGUGUCCUCCUCCCGAGGAAGAGAAUCGGUUAGAGGAAGAGUUUCAAGAUUUAGAGUAUGAAUUGAGACGGCAGGCCAACGAUUCGGGCAACUCGUACGUUGGACAAAGGUUAGCUAAGAAUUUACCCAAUGAAAAUGAGUUUUGUAUGAGAAUUGACUCGCCUAGGAAGUGUAUUAACAAUACUAAUAUACCUAUAAUUCAGGAUCAUGAUAUUACGGAGCACGAGAACAACUUUUUAGACCUGUCAAUCGGAACAGGAUCUAGCGGUGACUUGGGCGAGACCGAGGUUGGUCUACAAGUAGGACAUAGUAGAAAUUUUACCCUUUCCCCCGAAACAACAGACUGUGACUCUAAUUGUGGAGACUUAGAUAGUGAAGUAUCUUUAAUGCUAAUGGAAAAUGAUAUGGGACCUUCUAGUGGCCUCUUAGGAUCAAACACAGAUUUAGCUAUUCCUAGUGAUUCUUUACGCUUAUACUCUAGUAUGCCAGUAUUAGAAGAUGGUUUGUCAUCGGGCCAUGCUAGUGAUACUGAUAAUAAUAAUCCGACAGUUAUGCUCAUGAAGCGUCAAAUCACCGAGAUCGAACGAGAAAUAAAUCAAGGAGUUUGCAAAACAAAUUCGACGAAGGCAAACGAAAAUGGUUUGUCGCCCAAAAAUGAAAUACAUAAUGCUUCACCGAUCGAUAUCAAUGGUUGCGUUAGUAGUUUCGAAGAACCCAUGACAAUGUCUCAGACCGAUUCGUUAGAAAAAACUCCACCGCCGCCAGCUCCUGCACCCCACCGCUUGAUACAAGGAGAGAAAACGGACGACGUAGAAGCAGCCAUAAAAGAUAUCAGACUGACAUUGCAAAGAACCAAAACGUUACCUCUGCAACGCCAUCCUGAAGAGGAAUCCGAAGAAAACGCAGCCAGCCCUAUUUGGGUGCCAAGUCAUUUCAGGCAAAGGGGUCUGUCCAAUGCCAGUGGAGAUUCUGAUAGGAAGGCUAAUAGCGGACCAGAUGAAGAGGAAAAUGAUACUGAUUUGGAAACAGACCGCCUUUUGGGACAACAAAGAACAUAUGACCAGGGGUUUUAUGAUGACAAAGGUUGGAGAAAACCUAAAAGUCGGACUAUAAUGCCUCCACUAAGUCUAUCAAAUCCUAAACAAAUUCUAAACACUAUGGACGAAGGUACCCUCCCCCUAGUCCCUCCUGAAACUCAAAUCUCUGACCCUCCCUCUCCGACAGCUGUUUCCGAAAAAAGUCAAUCGCCCCAAAGCCAAAAAGGAUCAGUAUCUUCGAAUAAAGUCAAAAAGGAUAAAGACAAUAAAAAGAAAGGGCGAAAUAAAGAAGAUGUCAUUCAACGUUCAGUAUUGAUAGAAGGAGUGCUGUUUCGAGCAAGAUAUUUGGGAUCGACUCAGUUGGUGUGCGAAGGUCAACCAACAAAAACAACAAGAAUGAUGCAGGCCGAAGAAGCAGUGUCAAGGAUCAAGGAGGUAUCCAACCAAAUGAUUCAAAGUUAUGGGCAACCAUUUGUACCGAGUAGCCCUGAAAGUGGCAGCAUCGAGGAUGAUUCACAGGUGGGGCCAGAGCUUGGAAUGUUAACAGAAAAUUCCUUGCAACCUCAUAGUAGCGUGAAAAGUGCUUAUACAGAAGGUUCACCAUGCUUCAAUGAAAAUCCUCUUGGAUCAGCUGGAACAGUGUUUCGUCUGCACUUCCUUGGUUCUGUUGAAGUGGACGAGGAAGGGGGUAGGAAAAGAAGAAAAAGGCUCAAGAAAAAUAUGGUAGAAGUAGCCGUAACAAAGAUUAAGGCUUUGGCUCCAGAUGGCGAAAGUCAACCGAGUACAGAAGUGGAUCUUUUCAUCUCCACCGAAAAAAUAAUGGUCCUCAACACCGACCUCAAAGAGAUCAUGAUGGAUCAUGCCUUACGAACAAUCUCCUAUAUCGCUGAUAUUGGUGACUUAGUUGUUCUUAUGGCCAGAAGACGAUUCGUCCCUCACGAAAUGGAAGACGCUCCAAAAAUCAAUCGAACACCCAAAAUGAUUUGUCACGUUUUCGAAAGUGAGGAAGCUCAGUUCAUUGCUCAGUCCAUCGGACAAGCAUUUCAAGUAGCGUAUAUGGAAUUUCUCAAAGCUAAUGGCAUCGAGGAUCACAGUUUCGUUAAAGAGAUGGAUUAUCAGGAAGUUCUCAACUCGCAGGAGAUUUUCGGAGAUGAGUUACAGAUGUUUGCGAAAAAAGAAAUGCAGAAGGAGGUUGUGGUUCCAAAGGCAAAAGGAGAAAUAUUAGGUGUAGUUAUAGUAGAAUCUGGUUGGGGCUCAAUGCUACCUACGGUUGUGAUAGCGAAUCUUGCUCCAAGCGGUGCUGCUGCUAGGUGCGGCCAGUUGAAUAUUGGCGAUCAAAUAAUAGCUAUAAACGGCGUUAGUUUGGUUGGACUGCCGUUAUCGACAUGCCAAACCUAUAUAAAAAAUUCCAAAAAUCAAACUGUAGUUAAAUUAACUGUAGUACCUUGUGCUCCUGUAGUAGAAGUCAAAAUUAAGAGACCUGAUACAAAAUAUCAACUUGGAUUCAGUGUACAGAACGGAGUGAUCUGUAGUUUAUUGAGAGGUGGAAUAGCGGAACGAGGUGGUGUUCGUGUAGGACACAGGAUUAUCGAAAUCAACAACCAAAGUGUGGUAGCAGUUCCGCAUGAAAAAAUUGUGAAUUUGCUAGCCACAUCAGUAGGUGAAAUUCUGAUGAAAACGAUGCCGACUUCCAUGUUCCGUUUGCUUACCGGUCAAGAGAAUCCCGUAUAUAUUUAAGUUGAAACUAACCGAGGUUCGAAAGUGCCUACUUGUAGUUGAUAUUGAACUGUCCUUGGGAAUUGUUUUAUUUUGAUCGUGCUUGAGUCGCAGAUCAAUAUAUUUUUUAUUGUUAGUAUAAGUUCUACAGACUGAAGACAAUACAAGCAAAGAACUGCGCUCUGCACAAAUCAUUUUGCGCUGAGCUUUCGUGAUAGACCAUAUCUCUGCUUUGUCGCGUAAUUAGUUCAAUCAUUUUAGCUAAUGUUAGGAGGAAAUCUCGGAUGUAUUCCAUACGGAACAUUUUUGGUGAUUUUUGUGUAUAUGAUGCAAAACUAACACUAUAUUCUAUAACACUACUUCUAUAACUUUCGUGCUACGGUUGUUCAACAUCGUGAUUUGAAAUGGAAGAUGGUAUAGGAGUUUUUUUUUAAUGAAAUCAAUAAUGUAUUGAAUUUGUCACAGAUUAAGUACAUGAAAGGGUUUGAGGAUCGUACAUUUUUGUUAUUCAAGUUGGUACAAAUUUUUUGUCUACUAACGACGAAUUUCAAUAAGCAUUUAUUGCUUAAAUCUUCUUUCCGAAGUACUGCCUGAAGAUUUCUGAGAAAGAGAUCCACAUUUCAUAGAAAUAUCUCCAGUCUGCAUUAUUAUUUGUUAGGGCCAAUUAUAAAAUGAGAAAUAAUUUCAAUAAAACCUAGAAAAUCUCGGUGAAGGCUGUCAUUGAACGAAUUCUCAACAUAAAUCUAAGAAAAUUGUUGAUGAAAAAACAGAUGUAAUAUUCUUCCCUAUUAUAAUAUAAUAAUACUAUUGAGUUAACUGUUUAAUACAAGACAUUGACAUAUAUUGAAGGAACAUCAAAAUAUAUUUUAAAUUAGAAUUCUAAACAUUCACCACCUGUCACAAUGUGAUUGUUUUGAAUUUUAAUUCGAAAUAUUCAUUUUCUCAAUAAGCAUGUAUCUCUCCUUGAUAUGGCCAUCAAACUUAUGUUGAUUAUUGUUAAAAUUUUGGUACAUGGCGUGCUUCUUUUCAUUUUGGGACUGUUCACGAAAUGAAACUGUUUUAUUGUCUCUCACAUUUGGAAUAUUUUGGAUUGUUUAUCAGUCUACCACUUUGAUAAUAUUGAUGAGUAUAUUCAUGUAUGUAAUUCUUCUCAAGUUUUUAAAUAAAUGAGAGAAAAGUUAUUCAACUUCAUACCAAAACGACAAUUUGUUUUUCCAGUCGGAAAAAUUUUUAUUUUCUGCAAUUUUUGGCUUUAUUUUUCCAUAAAGGUUCCUGAAUUCCUGAAUAUUUGUCUGACUUGAAGAAAUCUAAGGAUUGUGAAACGCUAGAAAACCCAAUAGAUUAUGUAAUAUGAAAUAACGGUAUUUUGCAUAUCUCCCAAUCAGUAAUUUCAUAGAAAUCUUGUCAUUAUGAAAUUAUAGUAUUCAAUUCGAAAAUACAUCUACAUUAUAAUGUUUCACGUUCAAUUAUCAAGUAUGAAAUCCACCCACUUCUGAGAUUUUUGCAAGCCACAGAAACAAUCUCCAUAGUUUUCAUGACAUGUACCAAAUACAUAAACUCUUCAGUUCUUGUGUUCCAAAAUAUAUGAUAUGUCCUAUAAAAAUCGAAUUUUUGUUCAUCUCAACAAAGUUUUACUUGAUGUGUAAUUUCAUCUGUAGCUCGCUUGCGUUUUGCAAAAUGAAUUCCUUGAUACCAAUCGAAAAUUAGGACAAUAGUUGAAUAACCUGAUAUGAUCACUCUGUCAAUAAGUGAUUCAUUCAAACAGUUACUGGGUAAAUGAAUAACUUUGUGUGGAUAAGGUGAAUCACCGAUUUUAGGAGCAAUAUAGGUUGUUAGUAUUUAGACAGUGUUGUUCAGUUGACAACACUGGAUAGUAGUCUUCUGUAAACAUAUCUCUUCUGGUGAAUUAGUUUCUCAAAAUCGAUGACAGCUAUCUUUGAAUAUUUUUCAGACUUCUUUGAAACAUGCGUGACAAAAAUACAGGAGUUACUGUUUUUACUUGGUUUCAGUUCUGUUAGCAAAAAAUUAAUCUUUAUACAACAUUACAAAUUUUCACUUUUUUUUUAUCUUGUAAAAUGGUACAGAUGAUGAAUAAAAAAGUUUGUAUCCCCAAUUAUUUUCUUGCGGGAUCUGGCUAAAUCUGAACAGUUGAAUCAGCCAAUUGAAAACUUCUAUAUCAUUUUUUUAUUUCUGGGUUCAGUUGACAAAACAUGCUUUAGUUUGCCAUCUUCCAUUUCAAAAAGAUAUAUGAACAUUCAAGAAAGCUUAGAGUCCCUUUUGGGUUUCUGGUUCCAUUGUGAAUUGGUUUGACUUCUAAGGGUUGUCGUUCGUAGGGGUGCGACAGCUGGUUAACGAAAAAAAAACGAGAGUUUAGAUGUAGUAAUGCAGACCACUGCUAAAAAACCAGUUUUUCAUCAAAAUCCUAUCUAUUUCAAUAGGAAAAGGAAAUAUCUUUGAAAACAUGAAAUUGAACACAUAUUCUAUAGGAAGAACAAAUAUUAGUUUUCAGUUCUAUGAAAUAAUGAAAUCCACGGAAAUGAAAGUACGUUAUUAAUUCAUAAAAAUGGUGAAUAUUACAUCCCAACACCAAACCGUUAUUUUUGACACUUCGACACGUGUUUCAAUCAACAAGUAAUCAUCUUCAAGAGGAAGAUCGAAAAAAGAGUUUAAUCUGCCUCUGGAAGAUGAUCACGGUGUCGAAUAAACGGUUUGGUGUUGGGAAAAAACUCCAGUAAUAUCCAUUACUACACCAAAGGUUCCAAAUAGUGCAUCACAAGUACAUAAAAAUGGUGAAAAAGGAUGCUUUUAUCACAGUAAAUGUUCAAAACAAAAACAAUUUUGUAGUUCAACAGAAAUUUUUCGUAUGGAAUCAGAAGAGACUUGUUCUACCAUUCAACAAAUCUGAACUAAAAUGAGUGCAUUGAACCUAUUUAUUUAUUGUGAAUGUGAAGAGCAUACCAAAGACUGUUGGUUGGCUUAAAAGAAUAUUUCAUCCCUUCCCAAUUGAAGAAAAUGAUCGAGCACAGAACAAACUUUGCUUUACUGGGUUUUCAAAUGAUUCAUUUUGAUUUUAUUCUUUUCGUUCAAUACUGGACAGUUUUUAUAUACG
Messenger RNA from Leptinotarsa decemlineata (Colorado potato beetle), 6605 nucleotides. RefSeq names its product amyloid-beta A4 precursor protein-binding family A member 2-like. NCBI's taxonomy places the organism in Eukaryota, Metazoa, Arthropoda, Insecta, Coleoptera, Chrysomelidae. The record is from RefSeq and is a predicted model, not a curated record.